UAUCCAAUGAUUUUUUCUCAAUAUAUUAGAUAGAUAACAUAAUACAAAUUGAAUGUGAUAGAAUAGUAGGUGAAUAAUAGUAGAGCAGUGCCAUAUUAUUCAGAGAUGGAGGAUCAAAAUGAAAAUAGAAAUUCUGAUGUCGAUUGGAGUAUUUUCAAAAACUUAGCAAUUUCAAGUAUUACUAGGAAACAAGAGGAUCCUUCUCUUUCGUUGCCACUGGCGCCUCCACCAGAAGAUGAAACAUACACAAAACGUAACAGAAGAGGAACAGCUAUCAUAUUCAAUCAUAAAAAUUUCACUAUUGAAGAUUGCAGUGCGAGACAAGGAACAGAUAAAGACAGAGAUGAUCUAAGGAGUCUACUGGAAGAAUUGAAAUUCGACGUGAUAUCACAUGACGAUUUGACUUUUAUGCAAAUCAUAGAAGUUCUGGAAGUAGUUUCAAAAAUGGACCAUUCUGAAUCCGAAUGUCUAUUCAUAGCAGUUAUGUCACAUGGAGAUAAAGGGAUCCUUUUCGCAAAAGAUCGGGAGUACCCAACAAAGAGAUUAUGGACGUUUUUUUCUCCAAUUCAUUGUCCCAGUUUGGCUGGAAAGCCGAAAUUAUUUUUCAUUCAGGCAUGCAGAGGUAACGAUACCGAUCCAGGAGUUCGUGUAUGUUAUACUGAGAGAGAUUCUUUCAACGAAAAUAAUAAAACAUACUCCAUUCCAGUAAUGGCUGAUAUUCUGGUUAUGUAUGCAACAGUAGAAGGCUACUUCGCUUGGAGAGAUCCACGCAACGGGAGCUAUUUCAUCCAGUCUCUAGUCAGUCAGAUCAGGAAACACAGACAAUCGAAAGACCUGCUGUCUAUUUUGACUUGCGUUAAUCGAGAAGUGGCCAUUGGUUUCACCUCAGCUGAACCACGUUGCUCUCAAUUAGAUGGGAAGAAGGAGAUGUGUUCUAUUGUCUCCAUGUUGACAAGAUCGUAUUAUCUUGAUGAUAAUGAGGAAAAUCAACUAUAGGAACAUUAUUUUCAGAGCAUUCAAUUCACUCAGGAUAUCAGAUCAGUUUCCAUUGCGUAUUCGAAGUUUUGAUAAUAAUAAUAAUAACUGCUUUAUCAAUGAUUAUGUUACGUUGCAAAGGUUCAUUCCUUAUCAUGCAUUAUAUUCAAUUAUUCCAAUUGAUUUGGUAGAAUGAACAAAAAUUUCAAAUUGUGAUGUCUCAAUAAAAAAACAAUCAUCCUGGAUGGCUUCAAUUUCAUAAUUUCCAUAAUAUAU
Messenger RNA from Phaedon cochleariae (mustard beetle), 1251 nucleotides. The record is from the annotation of a GenBank genome assembly. Lineage: Eukaryota; Metazoa; Arthropoda; Insecta; Coleoptera; Chrysomelidae.